Messenger RNA from Raphanus sativus (radish), 901 nucleotides. RefSeq lists its product as uncharacterized. Gene Ontology annotation, biological process: double-strand break repair via homologous recombination. The record is from RefSeq and is a predicted model, not a curated record. Gene Ontology annotation, molecular function: single-stranded DNA binding. The transcript has 4 exons. Bases 14 to 787 code for a protein of 257 amino acids. Lineage: Eukaryota; Viridiplantae; Streptophyta; Magnoliopsida; Brassicales; Brassicaceae. Gene Ontology annotation, cellular component: Shu complex.
AAAUGCCCACGACAUGACACUAUUAACCAAACCGGAAUUUAACAGAACCGAAGUUUUUUUUGUUUUUGUUGGAUUUAGUUGGGCAACAUUUUCCAAACCCCCGGUGAAGCAAAUGACGGAGAGAUUCUUCCCGACAAAACCAAGCUCCGGCGGCGCCGGGAAUCACCGGCGAGAUCAACUCACUCUCCUCUCCGGCCCCAUUACCUCAGGCAAAACCUCUCUGCUAUUCCAAUUCGCACUCAAUAUAGCGUCAGCUUCUCUAACCAAUCACGUCGUCUUCAUCUGCCACCGCAAAAGAAUCGAAUCCAACCCUCCCUUCCUCUCCCAGGGAAUCGUCCCUUCCUCCCAUGUAUUCAAUCGAAUCCAAAUGAAGUAUGUGGAUGAUGAUGAAGGACUCAGGAACUACUUUGCUGCGUUUCAUCUUCAUCUCCAUCUCCCUGCUGCAGUUGUUAUCGAUGACUUUGGUGACUACUUCACCAACUCGAAAGGGAGUUUAAUGAACUCACGUGCUAGAGACAUGGCCAUGGUUCGCACUCUUGCUCUAUGCCACAAUGCUAUUACUGAUGCCAACAAGAAAGCUGCUUGCGAGCUUGUCUUAUCCGAGACCAGUUCCGGAGACUCCCCGAGGUCAUUGUUCAUCUACAAACGAUGGAUCUCGUCAAUCUUUACUGUAAAAGGUCAUGGUGAUGGGUCGUUUCUCUUGAGAAGUAAUGAUGGUUCAUCCGAGAAAAGCGCCAAGUAUUCCAUCGCGCUGCAGUAUCUCAUCUUGGAGGAGAUUUUUGAUUAGUUUUUCUUAAGACACAAGUUUUGUGUUUAGUAUACGUAAAAAAAGGAAACAGUAUGGUUUUCCUUAUAACAAGUUGUGUGUUUUUAUUUAUUUUAUUAUAGUUCUAAUAACUUA